CUGGUUCUGUCAGAGGAUUAAGUUGCUCUUAAAAUGCCUGAGCCGGCCAAGUCCGCUCCCGCGCCCAAGAAGGGCUCCAAGAAGGCGGUGACCAAGACGCAGAAGAAAGGCGACAAGAAGCGCAAGAGGAGCCGCAAGGAGAGCUACUCCAUCUACGUGUACAAGGUGCUGAAGCAGGUGCACCCCGACACGGGCAUCUCGUCCAAGGCCAUGGGCAUCAUGAACUCCUUCGUCAACGACAUCUUCGAGCGCAUCGCCGGCGAGGCGUCGCGCCUGGCGCACUACAACAAGCGCUCCACCAUCACCUCGCGGGAGAUCCAGACGGCCGUGCGGCUGCUGCUGCCCGGCGAGCUGGCCAAGCACGCUGUCUCCGAGGGCACCAAGGCUGUCACCAAGUACACCAGCUCCAAGUAGGGCGCCUCGGAUCGUCAGUUUUAACCCAAAGGCUCUUUUAAGAGCCACCCACAGACUCCCCAAAAGAGCUUUAACACUUUAGCGUCUUGGUCUUCUUAGUUGUGAAAGCAUACUUAAACCAUGGAGUUGAAUAGACAUAUUUAAUUAGUUAUAAGAGCUUGCAAUAAUUGAAGAUCUCGGGAAAGUGCCUGAUUUUUUUUUUUGUUGUUGUUUUAAUUGAAGCUAAUUCUAAUGUGUUAAAUAU
Cuculus canorus (common cuckoo) is the source of this 658-nucleotide messenger RNA. RefSeq names its product histone H2B 1/2/3/4/6. The coding region runs from base 34 to 414 and encodes 126 amino acids. Lineage: Eukaryota; Metazoa; Chordata; Aves; Cuculiformes; Cuculidae. Gene Ontology annotation, cellular component: nucleosome. The transcript has a single exon. Gene Ontology annotation, molecular function: DNA binding; structural constituent of chromatin; protein heterodimerization activity. The record is from RefSeq and is a predicted model, not a curated record.